This is a messenger RNA of Seriola dumerili (greater amberjack), 1473 nucleotides long. RefSeq names its product mucin-5AC-like. Bases 1 to 1473 code for a protein of 490 amino acids. The transcript has 3 exons. The record is from RefSeq and is a predicted model, not a curated record. NCBI's taxonomy places the organism in Eukaryota, Metazoa, Chordata, Actinopteri, Carangiformes, Carangidae.
AUGGCCUCCACCACUCUCACAAAAAACACAGUAUUAGUGUCAGGCCAACCACAAGUCACCACUGCUACCACCACCAACCAGUCUCCCACAACCACGACCCCUGCAACCACAGCAACCACUGCAACCACAGCAACCACUGCAACCACAGCAACCACUAACACCCAAUCCCCAACCACCACCACCACCUCUGGAAGCACAAUAACCACCCAACCAUCAUCCUCUACCACCCCCACACCAACAACAAUCUCCACUACCAUCACUACCCAGCCCCCAACCGCCACCCAGUCCACUCUGAUGACCACCAGCAGCACAGCAACUACCACCCAGUCUACCACCUCCACCACCACUGGAGGUACAGGAAUUACCACCACCCAGCCAUCCUCCACUGCCACCUCUGGAAGCUCACCAUCCAUUACCACCCAGCCCCCCACAAACACAAUCACCUCCGGAGGCACAACAAUCACCACCACCCAGUUAUCCUCCACUACCACCUUUGGAGGCUCACCAUCCAUUACCACCCAGCCCCCUACAAACACAAUCACCUCCGGAGGUACAACAAUCACCACCACCCAGUCAUCCUCCACUACCACCUUUGGAGGCUCACCAUCCAUUACCACCCAGCCCCCUACAAACACAAUCACCUCCGGAGGCACAACAAUCACCACCACCCAGUCAUCCUCCACUACCACCUCUGGAGGCUCACCAUCCAUUACCACCCAGCCCCCCACAACCACUACCACCUCUGGAGGCUCACCAUCCACUACCACCCAGCCCCACACAACCACAAUCACCUCCGGAGGCGCCCCAGCAAUCACUACCACCAAGUCAUCCUCCACUACCACCUCUGGAGGCUCACCGUCCAUUACCACUCAGCCCCCCACAACCACUACCACCUCUGGAGGCUCACCAUCCACUACCACCCAGCCCCACACAACCACAAUCACCUCCGGAGGCACACCAGUCAUCACUACCACCAAGUCAUCCUCCACUACCACCUCUGGAGGCUCACCGUCCAUUACCACUCAGCCCCCCACAACCACUACCACCUCUGGAGGCUCACCAUCCACUACCAUCCAGCCCCACACAACCACAAUCACCUCCGGAGGCAUGGCAAGCAUAACCACCCAGUCAUCCUCCACUACCACCUCUGGAGGCUCACCAUCCACUACCACCCAUCUCCCCACAACCACCAGCAAAACAACCACUGCAAAUUCUGCAUCUUCAACUUCUAUGAUGUCUUCUAAUUCAGCCAGUGCUACUAAUUCAGGAACCACCUCUGCCUCCUCUACAGCUAUGACCCAGUCCAGCACCUCAAUGACGGCCUCAGUUGGGACCAGUUCAUCCUCCUCCAUGACUCCAACCUCAAUGAUGUCCACAACCCAGCCAUCAAACUCCACUGGUGGCAAGCCUGUUAUGAAUGGAACCACAACAUCAAAUCCUGCAUCAGGGAGUAUGGCAAGUCCACCUUAUUAG